GACAUUUCCAAGAUGGCCGCCGCGAAGUCAAAAUUGUUUGUUAUAUUUUCAAACAUAAACAACAAAGGAAGACUUGUACUUUUGCUGGUUUUUGUUUUUGUUCUUCUACUUUUACUGCACAAAGUGCGACAUUCGGAUAUGGUAAAAAGUGAACCGGUUUUUAGACGAACUUUAAAGCGCGUCCGAAGUUCCGAGGACGAAUUUUGUCUGGUGUCCUACAACAUUUUGGCCGAUAUGCCUGUUAGGGCGAAUCCUAAUGGAUAUUUACCACUUCCGAUGGUGGAGAAAUUGAAGGAACCCGAUCCAAAAACAUCGCCGAGGCACAGACAGCUGAUGAAAGAGGUAUAAAGGUGCUUUCAUACGAUUAAUAGACCACAAUUUGAUUAAUAACGCACAAGUUGUAUUAAUAAACAAACCUGCAGCAGACUUUGUAGCAAUGCUGUUCCAACAACUUGUCAACAGGAUGUGUUCGUACUGCUUGUUCCCAGCUUGUUGACAAGUUGUUAACGGCUUGUUGACAACUUGAUACAAGGUUGUUGAGCUCAACAGACUUGUUACAAGUUGUUCCAACAACUUGUUAAUCAUCCUGCGAUUCAACAAAUAUUUGUCAACAAGUUGUGAGUGACAACCUUGUAGCAACUUGAUAAAAUAUAACACCGUUGUCAUGACUUGUUGACAAGCUUGCUACAAGCCUACACAUCUUCUUGACAAGUUGUGAGAUUUUUACAUGUGUAAAUGAAAGGCAGUACAUGUGGCUUACUGCAAAUUUAGAUAAAACUAUGUUUACACGCUGCGAUUUGUCAGGCCGAUUUUGGUAAAUAAUUGUUGCCCCUUCUUCAACAUUUAGCGAUUUAAACAUUCAAUUGAAGCUGUCCGCUCUCUCGUCUGUUUAUGUUAUAAUUUUCUGCGUGCGAAAAGUUUUCAACAACUUUACAACGGAAGAAAAUUGUUGAAUCGUGAGAAAAAUCUGUGGGUUUUUUUAAUUGCAAAGCGCUGACGCGAGUACUCACGACAGGUUAUUUACAUACAGCGAGCAAAAUCGGCCCAACAAAUCACAGCAUAUAAACGUACCUUAAUUAAAAGACCCAUUGAGUGGCAGCACUCUCCCCUUGACGAGUAAAUUUAUCUUGCGUUAGACGGAGUAAAAUAACAAACCAGGGCACGAUCAGGGUGCAAUGCAACGUGAUGGGUUAAUAAUCAUAAAGUUUUCCACUUGUACAGAUCACUUGGCUCAAACCCGAUAUCAUUAAUAUGCAAGAAGUUGACACGCCAUAUUUUUCUGUACUCGAAGAAGAACUGGGCCAAUCAGGUUUCGAGGGUAGCCAUGAACCGCAUUUCAAGGGAAAAAAUGGUUUGGCAACUUUUUAUAACACAAAAAAGUUUCGAUUGGAGAAGAUCGUUACUUAUAACUUUAACGAAUUACUCUCAAGGUUAUUUGAUCUAAGCCAGUUUGACAAAAACAAUAAGUUUAAUCAACGAGUCGUCAUAUUUUCUCAUCUCAUUGAAGUAAAAACUGGGAAAUCGCUUGUAGUAGGUAUGGUACAGUAUUAUUGUAUUAUUUCAGGGAAUGCUUAUAUGUACUCCCAGCUGCUAAACUGCACAAUAUGUUCUAUUCUACUGCCCUAUUUUCUUCAAGACAAUUCUAUUCUAUUCACAUUCUUUUCCAUUCUAUUCUAUUCCCAUUCUAUUUUAUUAUAUUCCCAUUCUUUUCCAUUGUAUUCUAUUUUAUUCUAUUCCCAUUCUUUUCCAUUGUAUUCUAUUCCCAUUCUAUUAUAUUCCAUUCUAUUGCAUUAUAUUUUAUUCUAUUCCCAUUCUUUUCCAUUGUAUUCUAUUCCCAUUCUAUUCCAUUCUAUUCUAUUGCAUUUUAUUCCCAUUAUUUACCAUUGUAUUCUAUUCCCAUUCUAUUCUAUUCCAUUCUAUUUAUUAUAUUCCCAUUCUUUUCCAUUGUAUUCUAUUUCCAUUGUAUUAUAUUCCAUUCUAUUACAUUAUAUUUUAUUAUAUUCCCAUUCUUUUCCAUUGUAUUCUAUUCCCAUUGUAUUAUAUUCCAUUCUAUUGCAUUAUAUUUAUUAUAUUCCCAUUCUUUUCCAUUGUAUUCUAUUCCCAUUCUAUUAUAUUCCAUUCUAUUGCAUUAUAUUUUAUUCUAUUCCCAUUCUUUUCCAUUGUAUUCUAUUCCCAUUCUAUUCUAUUGCAUUAUAUUUUAUUCUAUUCCCAUUCUUUUCCAUUGUAUUCUAUUCCCAUUCUAUUCUAUUCUAUUCCAUUCUAUUUAUUAUAUUCCCAUUCUUUUCCAUUGUAAUUAUAUUCCCAUUCUAUUCUAUUUUAUUAUAUUCCCAUUCUUUUCCAUUAUAUUCUAUUUCCAUUCUAUUCCAUUCUAUUUUAUUCUAUUCCCAUUCUUUUCCAUUUUAUUCUAUUCCCAUUCUAUUCCAUUAUGUUCCCAUUCUAUUCUAUUUCCAUUCUAUUCCAUCUUGUUCUAUUCUAUUCCCAUUUCAUUCUAUUCCCAUUUUAUUCUUUUCUAUUCCCAUUCCAUUCUAUUCCUGUUUUAUUUUAUUUUAUUCUGUUCUAUUCCCAUUCCAUUUUAUCCACAUUCCAUUAUAUUUGCCAUUUUAUUCUGUUUCAUUCUAUUCUAUUCCCAUUCCAUUCUAUUCCCAUUGUAUUCUAUUCCCAUUUUAUUCUAUUCCCAUUCUGUUUCCAUUUUAUUCUAUUCCCAUUCCAUUCUAUUCCUAUUUUAUUCUAUUCUAUUCCCAUUCCAUUCUAAAUCUAUUCUACUCUAUUCCAGUCUAUAUCGUAAAAACUAACCUCUGUACAAAAAUUGAAAAUGCAGAAUAGACAGUAUCUGAAAUCAGGCCAACAUUACACUAAAUACCUCGACAGACUUUGUUUUGUAGCCAGCGAUUGAGGCAAGUUGCAAACGACCUACAUUAUUCUCAAAUUUUGCGAUCAACAACGUCGCUUUAUUAUAUAAUUCACUGUUUACAGUCGAAGGCAUACAUUUCGACAUGAAAUGCAAAUUACGCAGGAAGUAGGAUAAAUCAUGUCCGCGAUUUCUGGCCUUUCUGGACAUUCUGUAAAUUGAAGAAUAGAAUAACUCCUAUCAGUUUUCAAAUGCCUAAUAAUUCCACCAUGUAAUGCAUAUUUUAUAAUUGUGAUUUGUCUGAUUUUUUUCAGCAAAUCUACAUUCCAUGUUCGGAGGCUGGAGACAGCCGGACAUGCAAGCCUUACAGAUUUCGUUAUUUUUACAACAACUCCACAAAUUCGUCGCAUCGUUGCAAGAAGACAGUUCAGUCCCGUGGGUCAUAAGUGGCGAUUUUAACACGUAUCCAUAUUUUCCACUGUAUGACAUCAUCUCGACGGGAAAUGUCACUGAUGAAGGAUUGGAAAGGUUGAAUCCCAAUAAAUACAAAUAUCCGCAAGUUGUUCCGAAACCAAAGGUGCGUAUGCCUUGGGAAGAUGAACAAAUGGCCCGAUUUCUACUCAGGGAUGGAUCCAGC
This is a messenger RNA of Paramuricea clavata, 3485 nucleotides long. The record is from the annotation of a GenBank genome assembly. Lineage: Eukaryota; Metazoa; Cnidaria; Anthozoa; Malacalcyonacea; Plexauridae.